CUGUGUCGAGCAGCUGAGGUCGAUAUUGUGGUGUGUGAGAAAGGAAGUGAGAGAGAGAGAGUAUCGACAAUGGCUCUUCGAAUUCUUAGCAGGAAAAACCUAACGCCGACAAUUUCUGGAGCGAUACGGUCUGGACAUUUUCGCGGCUUCCAGACCUUCUCCUUGCCCGACCUCCCUUACGACUAUGGCGCUCUUGAGCCCGUCAUCCAUGCCGAAAUCAUGCAGCUUCAUCACCAGAAGCACCAUCAAGCCUACAUCACCAACUAUAACAAGGCUCUUGAGCAGCUUCACGAGGCCAUCAACAAAGGCGACACUUCCGCUGUUGUCAAGUUGCAAAGUGCCAUCAAAUUCAAUGGCGGAGGUCACGUCAAUCAUUCGAUUUUCUGGAAAAAUCUCGCUUCUAUUCAUGAAGGGGGUGGUGAGCCUCCAAAGGGAUCUCUAGGAUGGGCGAUCGACACUCAGUUCGGUUCUCUUGAAGCCUUGAUUCAGAGGGUCAACGCAGAAGGUGCUGCUUUACAGGGCUCUGGAUGGGUGUGGCUUGCUCUGGAUAAAGAACUGAAGAAGCUGUCGGUUGAAACCACGGCCAAUCAGGAUCCUCUUGUGACUAAAGGAUCUGCCUUAGUUCCUCUGCUUGGGAUCGAUGUUUGGGAGCAUGCGUAUUACUUGCAGUACAAAAAUGUCAGACCAGACUACCUGAAGAACAUAUGGAAAGUCAUAAACUGGAAGUAUGCUGAUGAGAUUUUCGCGAAAGAAGCUCCCCUAGUUGAGAGUCGUUAAGAAAAAAGUCCCUUGGGUCCAUUUGUUGAAUCUUCUUUUAGCUGUUUUCUGGUGAAAUAUUGAAUAACGAACAUCCUUGUAUGCAUGGAUGUUCAAGCCUUGUAAUGAGAUGAAAUGUAUCUUUCUUUGGCCACCUGGGUUCAGUUUUUCCCCAGUCAUAUGCCUUUUACAGUUCAUGUUCUUGUAACAUCUAUGUUCAAAUCCUCUGUUAUUGUU
Cucurbita moschata (crookneck pumpkin) is the source of this 993-nucleotide messenger RNA. Its product is annotated as superoxide dismutase [Mn], mitochondrial-like. Gene Ontology annotation, cellular component: mitochondrion. The coding region runs from base 70 to 777 and encodes 235 amino acids. The record is from RefSeq and is a predicted model, not a curated record. Lineage: Eukaryota; Viridiplantae; Streptophyta; Magnoliopsida; Cucurbitales; Cucurbitaceae. Gene Ontology annotation, biological process: superoxide metabolic process. Gene Ontology annotation, molecular function: metal ion binding; superoxide dismutase activity. The transcript has 6 exons.